Kogia breviceps (pygmy sperm whale) is the source of this 3186-nucleotide messenger RNA. RefSeq names its product centrosomal protein 78 (gene CEP78). Gene Ontology annotation, molecular function: protein binding. Gene Ontology annotation, cellular component: centrosome. Lineage: Eukaryota; Metazoa; Chordata; Mammalia; Artiodactyla; Physeteridae. The record is from RefSeq and is a predicted model, not a curated record.
UCCUGCGCACGCUGCGUGGCCGUAGCCGCCGGGUGUUGGGCGCCGGAGGGGCCGGGAGGCGAGCCGGGAUCCCCAGACGGGUGUGGGCAUCGUUCCCUCAGCCGGUGUCCCCCGAGGCCGCGCUGGGGCCAUGAUGCACUCGGUGAAGCUGCGCCGCGACAGCGCGGCCGACUUUGUCUCGCACUAUGAGUACCUGUGCGCGCUGCAGGACUCGGUGCCUAUGCCCGCCGUGCGCGCUUCCCUGCGGGAGGGCGUGCUGGACUUCAACGCAGACCGCCUCCGCGGGGUGGACUGGGCGCCGCUCCUGAGCACCCUCAAGAUUAAUAAAGAUCUGUCCCUGAUCUGUAUCAAGAGCUUCUUCCAGCCAUGGCUUGGCGAGACAGGUUCUGACCGAAAUAAAGUUUACAGAAGUCGUGUUCCUGCGAUAAGAAAUAAAGAUGUGACCUUCCAGUUGUGUAAAGCUCUUAAAUGCUGUGUAAGUGUGUCGGGUGCACUACGGAACCUGGAGCUAAAUGGGCUAGUUCUGAGAGAGAGAGACUUAACUAUGUUAACAAAGGGAUUGAAUAAAUCGUCCACUUUGGUGCACCUGUGUCUUGCGAAUUGUCCAAUUGGAGAUGGAGGUUUAGAAAUUAUUUGUCAAGGUAUAAAGAACUCUAUCAGUCUUAAGACAGUAAACUUCACGGGGUGUAAUCUGACAUGGCAGGGAGCGGAUCACAUGGCCAAGAUCUUAAAGUAUCAGACUAUUAGAAGGCAUGAAGAAACCUGGGCUGAGAGUCUUCGUUACAGGAGACCUGAUCUUGACUGUAUGGCUGGUUUGAGGCGCAUCACCCUGAACUGCAACAUGCUCAUUGGUGACCUGGGUGCAAGUGCUUUUGCAGAAUCUCUUAGUGAGGAUUUAUGGCUUAGAGCACUUGACCUGCAGCAGUGUGGCCUCACCAGUGAAGGAGCAAAGGCUUUACUAAAGGCCCUUGAAACCAACAGAACUCUGGUCAUUUUGGAUAUAAGAAAAAAUCCACUUGUUGAUCAUUCUGUGAUGAAAUUGGUUAUCAAAAAAGUUCUCCAGAAUGGAAGGAGUGCCAAGUCAGAGUACCAGUGGAUAACUUCUCCAUCUGUGAAGGAGCCAUCCAAAGCUGCUAGACAGAAAAAGAGAACUAUAAUUUUGGGAAGUGGUCGAAAAGGAAAAGCUACUAUUAGAAUUGGCUUGGCCUCAAAGAAACCUGUAAGUAAUGGAAGGAAACACUCUGCUGGUAAAGAAUGUUAUGCUCCUGAACCUCUACCACCUGGUGUGUCUGGUUUCCUGCCGUGGCGUACUGCAGAACGUGCAAAAAGGAACAGGGGCUUUCCAUUCAUCAAAGCUCGUGAUAUAUGUAGUCAGUUGCAGCAAUCAGAAUUUCCUGUGACUGUGACAGUAGAGAGUCCUUCCUCCUCAGAAAUCGAAGAGGUUGAUGAUUCCUCAGAAAGUAUUCAGGAAGAGCCAGAGAAAAUCAAUUUGAAACAAGAAGCAUUGCAGGAAAAACUGGAGGAGUGCCUAAAGCAGUUAAAGGAGGAAAGAGUAAUAAGACUUAAGGCUGAUAAACGAGUCAGUGAGCUGGAACAUGAAAACGCCCAGUUAAGAAAUAUAAAUUUCUCUUUGUCUGAAGCCCUUCAUGCACACUCAUUGACAAGCAUGAUCCUGGAUGAUGAAGGUGUUUUGGGCAGCAUUGAGAAUUCUUUUCAGAAGUUCCAUGCUUUCUUGGAUCUCCUUAAAGAUGCUGGGCUUGGGCAGCUGGCCACAAUGGCUGGUAUAGAUCAGUCAGAUUUUCAUUUACUGGGUCGUCCCCAGAUGAAUUCUACUGUUAGUAGUUCACCUAAAGAAGAAAAGAAGGCACUUGAAGAAGAAAAAUCAGAAUCAAAGCAGAGUGCCCUAGGACAAAUGCAAAAUAUCCAAGUUUCUAUUUGUAUGCAGUCAGCUUACAAUGAAGGAACACUAAUGAAGUUUCAGAAAAUUACAGGUGAUGCUGGGAUUCCUUUGCCUCUCAACUCCUUCCGUGUCCCAGUCUCUAGUCAGGAGGCCUUAGAAACUUCCAAAGACAACCUGGGGGUCCCAGUCACAGAGCAGCGGCAGGAGUCUUUGGAAGAUUUCAUUGCUAGAACAUGUUCUCCUUCAGCGGACGUCAUUUCUGGGACUGGAAGUCAAAGAAAAGAAGAGGAAUUAUCUAGAAAUAGCAGGUCUUCUUCAGAGAAAAUGAGCAAAGCAGGUGAAUAUACCAAAAAAUACUCUGCUAAGAAACAACCUGGGAAGGACCUGUAUUCCUGCUCUGACUCACCUGUAAAGCAGAAAAGCAAAGGAAUUGGGCAAAAUAAUUCUUUGCUUAAUGAACCAAUUAGAAGUGAGUCUUCGAAAAAACACAUUUCUGUUAAGAAAGAGAGUAGAAUAGUGACUGUUUCAUCAAAGACAACUAAAAGUAAACUCAGUCUACUAGAACAUUCUGAAAGUGAUACUCUUGGAUCUGAUUUUGAAUUUCAAGAAAGCAUCCAUACUCUAUCACGCCUAACAUAAGUCUAAAUCUUUUAAAAUUAUGUUUUUGCCUUCAAAUUUUAAUAAAUUACUUGUGUUUUUAGUAUAGCAUAUGGUGUUUUAAAAUACUUGACUGGAAGCCAUUAGAGAAAGAUUUAUCUAUACGUUUUUAUUAUAAUGAAAGUUUUGGUGUAUUUUUCCUUGUGACAGUUUGCACCAUUCUUCAACUAGUGUUUACUGAGGGCUUCAUAUGUACAGUACUUUUCUGGGUGCUAUUGCUUUCAGCAGUGAACAAAAAAAAGCCUUUACUCUCCUGGAACUAACACUCUGGUGGGAGAAAACAUAAACAGCAAAGCAGGGUAAGGGGUAAAAAGAGAUGGGAAUAAUAAAUGGAAUAGUUUUACCAUUUGGUUAAAUGUCAAGCUAUUAUAAAUCACAUGGCCAGAAGCCAUUGACAUAUUUUAAUUCACAAUAACCAGAGAGCAUCAAACAUUUACCAAGGCACUUAACCGUGUUUAUGGAUUACAGCAACGCUAUGAGGUUGGGAACUGUUACCAUCCCCAUUUUAUAGAUGAGGAGUCUGCGGAGGCAUUAUAUGAGUUGCCCAGAAUUACACAGCUGUAAGUAAGUGGGAAGCUGGGAUGUGACCAGAACCCAUGCUCUUUUUUUUUUGAAUGUAUGGGCUUUAU